UUAGUGCAGUCGUUCAGCUGUUUCCUCUUGGUUGCAUUUCAUUGAUAUUCUUUGACAUUUUUAUACUUUUUGCUUGRAAAAAUGAGUAAUAUUGUCCGUAUACAGCCGCUGCAAUACGUGCACUUGAAAGACUUGAAUACCAAUGUGACUGUUCUGGAAGUUGGUCCAAAAAGUAUGAUUCUUCAGGACAACCAUGUACUUGAACAAGGCCCAUUACCUUUUGUUGUCAUCCCUCCUGGACAUUACUGCAUGAUACAAAACCCUGUCAAAGAGCCUAACCAGCCUGGAGAGCAAUGUAAUCUGAACCAUGGACAUAGAGAAGUUAGAUUUCACAAGGAACCUUUUCCUCUUUAUCCUGGAGAGGAAAUUAUUGGUGCCAAAUCCCUGAAAGAUUAUAAAAAAGGUAUAAAACAGUUACCUGUGAUUGGCCCAAAUGAGGCAUUAAGAUUGACAGCAAUAAUUGACCAUAAGGAUGGCGACGUAGAUCGAUUUGCUGGGGAUAUGUGGCAACUUGAAGGACCCUUGACGUAUUACCCAACACCCUUUGCCUCCUUUGCUGAAAACACCCAGUCAUUUGUGACAGCAACAAUUGUUCGACCAGGAAAAGCUCUAGAAAUAACAGCCAAGCAGGACCUUAUUGACAAAAAAGGAAAAAAAAGAGUUACUGGUGAAGUGUGGCUUGUAAGGGAACAAGGAGCUUACCUUCCAGGAAUUUUUGAAGAGAUUACCAAUGUGGUUGAAGCAUCUACUAUCACUCAGGAUUUUGCACUGCACAUGCUAGCAAAACAUACUGGCAUUGAUGCUCUUGGCAAGAAAAGAUAUGCAGGUGAUGAAUGGCUAGUUACUAUAGAUGAUUCAGACUCAUAUAUUCCAGAAGUUCAUGAGACUAUAAUUGAUACAGUCAAGAAGACAGUUCUUGGUAAAGAUGAAUACUGCGUAGUAGUUGAUCCAGUUGAYAGCAAAGGAAAGAACCAGUUGGGAUUGAGAGAGCUGCGGAAAGGAGUUGCAAGCUUUUUCCUCCAUCCUGGAGAGAGUCUUGAGGGUGGUCUUAUUCAAAAGACUCAUCUACUAGAGGCCGAUGAAGCUCUUGUGCUCUGUUCUAUGGACAGAUUUACAGAUGAUUCUUUACAAGAAAAGGUUGAAAGGGGACCUGGUGAUAGGUGGAUGAUACUGGGACCCAAAGCCUACAUUCCACCCAUUGAAGUCAAGGUCGUUGCUAAACGGUAAUUACAAAAUAUAGUACCUAGUGCGGUACAGUAUCAUAGUCUACCUAGUGUGAUAGUUCGUGCUGUUAUGGGUCCUCAGUCAUACCUUCUCAAGGCAUAUGAAGAACUUUGGGAGAAAGAACUGCCUGACAAUGUUGAGCUAAUUUUACAGAAGGGUGGUGGACAUGGKUCAGAAGAUAUUCGGAAACUAGCAUACUUUGAAUCGUCUAUUGAUCCUAAGAUAGCCUCAAAGGGUAGAGACAAAACAAGGGUUGUUGUUUAUCGUUGUCCUGGAAACACAGCAGUCCAGGUUUAUGAUUACCAGAAGAAGACAGCAAGAGURAUAUUUGGACCUGACUUGGUUGUCCUUGGCCCUCAUGAGAACUUCAACGUGUUGAGUCUGAGUGCUGGUAAACCCAAGAGGCCAAAUGCAUUACGAACAAUUUGUUUAAUGCUUGGACCAGAUUUUAUCACUGACUUGUUUGAGGUUGAAACAUCAGACCAUGCAAGACUAGCAAUCAAAAUUGCAAUGAAUAACUUUUUUGACGUUGAUCGUACGGACCCUGAAGCUGUACAGGCUAUUUUCUCGGUACCUGACUUUAUUGGUUUUGUCUGCAAAAACAUUGCUAGUCGYAUUCGUGGUAAGGUUGCGCAAGUCCCGUUUGACGAGUUCCAUCGUUACUCAGUGCGUAUAAUCAAGCAAGCAGUUUUYGGCGAGGAUGACAAGGGAAAUAUCAAAACUAAGCUAUGUUUUGAAGCUAACAGACUGGUUAUUACUAAUGUUGACAUACAAAGYAUUGAGCCUAUUGAUCGUAACAUGAGAGAAAGCCUUAGUAAAUCUGUUCAAAUGGCCAUAGAGAUCUCUACGAAAUCCAUUGAAUUGUCGGCUGCUCACGAGGCCAAACGAAUAGAGCAAGUGGCCAAAGGACAAUUGGAAAGACAGAAACUACUGAAUGAAAAGGAAGCUGAAGAGGCUCGUAAGACUCUGUUUGAACUCCAAGCYGUUACGGCUGCAGUAGAAUCAUCAGGUCAAUCUAAAGCAGAAGCCCAGGCCAAGGCUGAAAGAUCUCUGAUUGAAGGAGAAAGUGCUAUAGAGCUUGCCAAACUCAAGGCAGAAGCCAACGAAAUCAAACUGAAUGCUGAGCUAGAAUCACAAAGAAUUAAACGUGAAGGCGAACUUGCGUUUAAAAAACGGCAAAAUGAACUGAAAGUGGAACGUGCCAAGAAGCUCGCUUCAAUUCAGGUUCAGAAGUUUUCGUCGAUGGUUAAUUCCAUUGGACCAAACACGAUUAGUAAUAUUGCUUUAGCAGGACCUGAAUCGCAGGCGCACAUGUUGCAAGGUCUUGGAAUCGAAAAUGUUCUUAUCACCGAUGGGGUAACACCGCUGAACUUGUAUCAGUCGUCACCUGGAUUCAUCUGCAAACCGAAUUAAUUGGCCGUAAUUAUUAUCUAAACGUCCGGCAGCCAGUGUAGUAGGAAAGGAUCUUAAAAAAUUAAACCUCCGGCAGUCUAAAUAGAGAAACAAUGAGUGUAUAUUAAUGGCGUAAAAAAGUUAAAGUCURUGUCUCGUAUUCUAUUUGGUCCUAUUUGCAUGGUUGAUAAAAAAGGACAACAUAUUGAUAGUGUUYUGAAAGCGUUUGGGGGCUCUGAAUAUUUUCUAAAAGAAAAUUAGCUGAUUUGAAAUGAAAAAAAUUAGGAAAUCCUCUGACUACUUGACGUGUAGUUUUUUUAGACCCUUUCCGGCUGCCGCUGUGAUUGUGAAAUGUAUAUAURUAUUAAUCUAAUUUCUUGAAAUAAUUUCUGGUAUAAAAUACCAGCAAAGAAUUGCUGAAGGACUUCAACAAAAGAGUGGAACAGACAGCACCAAUCGGAACGAAUCUCUUGAUAGUUUAAGAAAAAACAAUGGACAAACAUCAUUAGAUAAGUCUUCCAAACAAUAAAUCAAAACCUAACUUAACAAAAAAGGUGCUGUACUUAGGGAGCAAAAGGGCUGUAUAACUGMAAAGGGUCUUUUGACKAUUUUUA
Exaiptasia diaphana is the source of this 3230-nucleotide messenger RNA. RefSeq names its product major vault protein-like. The record is from RefSeq and is a predicted model, not a curated record. Gene Ontology annotation, cellular component: nucleus; cytoplasm. The transcript has 29 exons. NCBI's taxonomy places the organism in Eukaryota, Metazoa, Cnidaria, Anthozoa, Actiniaria, Aiptasiidae.